Messenger RNA from Struthio camelus australis, 1457 nucleotides. The record is from RefSeq and is a predicted model, not a curated record. Lineage: Eukaryota; Metazoa; Chordata; Aves; Struthioniformes; Struthionidae.
AUGGACUGGUGGGGGAAAAAACACUUAAUAGUUUCAUUUUUCUCUUAUGCAGGAAUAAAAAACUACUCUAACUGGCCUACCAUCCCACAAGUAUACCUCAAUGGUGAAUUUGUUGGUGGCUGUGAUAUACUCCUCCAGAUGCAUCAGAAUGGCGAUCUAGUAGAAGAGCUGAAGAAGUUAGGAAUCCGUUCAGCACUUCUGGAUGCAGAAAAAGACCAAGACAAAAAGUAAAACAAGCAAAAAGAUGCUGUUACAGGAAUAAAGAAAAUCUUUGACAAGAACUUGUUACCAGAGAAGCCUUAUGUACUUUUUCUCAAAGAAGGCAUCUUUUUGAACUGACACUAAGAUUUAUCUGUGAAUGUCUGUUAGCUCAUGGUAAAUAUGUAGUAAUCGUGGUAUUCUGAUUUAUGGAUAUUGUUGUGAAAAAUAGAGUAUAACCACUGCACUGUAAAGCAUACAUUUGUGGGAAUGGUGCAAAAAAUGUUCACAUCUAAAAGGAUUAUCUUCUUGAUUGAAGCACGAGUAAACCAAAAGAUCUAAUAUUAUUUUUAUGGAUUGUCUGUGUAUGUUUUCUUAUUCUUUGAUACAUGAUCCUAUGCAAACAGUGUUUGCAGUUCUCUUGCUUCUUUUGGAAAAAGUGUUGACUAAUAGUACAUCAGUUUUUUUGUAUAAACACCUGGUGAUAAGACUUCCUGAGAGCCUGUAAAAUGCCUGUAACCUCAUACAGUGUAGGAGAAAAACAGUCUUCAACCAAUAUAGAAAAUAAGUAAUGUGAGAGUGCAUGACACAUGCUUUUAUUCCAAAGGGUAAAAAUAAACACACUAGUACAAAUACAUGUAUAAUGGUCGUUAUUACUUUGUAACUUGCUGAUGGCUUUUAAAAGACUGCUGAGAAUUGUGCCUGAAGAUUUUAUAAAACUUUUUCUACCUCUUGCAAAGCGGCUUUCCCUCCUGCUUGUGUACUUUUUGUAUUGCAGUUUCUGUAUCAGUGCUAAAAUGUGGGAAUUGCUCAAGGCUUCAGUAUAUUUGCUUGAAAUAGUACAGGAGGAGAAGAGUUGAAUUACUUACUGUAAUCUUGUACUAUUUGCUAGUUACCAAGUUGUCUUUUUAGAUUUGUUAUAUUUCCAAGUAUUUUCUCCUGACUGGCAUGCUUCAAAGAGUAUAGUCUUCAAACAUGGGAUAAACAAGUGUUUUGUGUAGAUAAUGAGUGCAGCAGAAAGGCCACUGACCAGAUAAACAUUUCUUUGUUGGAAAGACUCUAAAGUCUUCAUAACCUAUGUAACCCGGUUUCCCAAAGUUAAAAGAAGUUAUCUUAAACAGUGCAGCCUCAGCUGUACAGCAAUACUGCUAAAGUAAAGUUUAUCAAGCUGUUCCUAAGUGUAGUUUACUUUUAUUAAUAAAAAACAAUGUUUGCAUGUGAAUUAGGCAAAUGAUUGGAAAUAAACUGUAUUUUAUGUU